Molecule: messenger RNA, 3138 nt
Organism: Prosopis cineraria
Lineage: Eukaryota; Viridiplantae; Streptophyta; Magnoliopsida; Fabales; Fabaceae
Product: serine/threonine-protein phosphatase PP1
Exons: 5
Coding region: 1928-2731 (267 amino acids)
Cellular component (GO): cytoplasm; nucleus
Molecular function (GO): protein serine/threonine phosphatase activity
Source: RefSeq, a predicted model, not a curated record
UUGUUUUCAUUUCACAGGUCUUUAAUUAGUUUGGAGCUUUGAGAGCGUUUGCCUCUAGUGAAUGAUGCAUUGAUGAUGUUCUCAAACAAUUAACUUUAGGGGGUUGUAUCUGCUUGUUGGCCUUCACAUUGGCCUUCCUAUAACCGCCCCAUGCCCGAUUCGUAAUUGAUAAAUUGUUAUUGAAUUCCAUGCCCAGCUCUCGGUAAUGAUGGGAGAACUUUUGGAUUGAAGGAAAUGGAUUAACUUUACUGUACUGCUGCAAUUUAGGUUAGAUAGCUGUUAAUCACGAUUAUUUACGAGAAAAUUGUUGAAGCUUUUAAACUCCAUGAGUUUUUUAAGUUAUUCAGAGAGUGACUCGCCAUAGGUCACGAUCAUGACUACUGGAACGGUAGAGUCUGUGUCUUCAAUACAUCACUGGCCUUUUAAACACUGACAAAGUUUUAUAUAUGAUGUCAGGGUUCAGGUUAUCUCUAGGUAUCUAAGGUUUAUGUAAGACUGUAGCACUUAUGUUAUGAUAAUGCCUUUUCUGGAUAUAAUUAAAUGAGCAGAUGUUUUAAACCUUCUCAAGGCUUGUUUUGUUAUAUAGAAGCAUUUCGAAGGCCUCUCCUCUUGUUUGUGAAUGCUAUAAAGUUUCUGCUUUCUCAAUAAUUUCUUAUGAUAGGAAUCCAGUUUGCAGGAAACACUUACAGCAAUUUAACUAGUUUAUGCAAAUUCUGCUCUUACUAGAAGUAGAAGGUGCAGAUACUCACAUUGGUUUCACUAGAAUUCUUCCAUUGUUAACGAUCCACACUAGAUUGUGUAUUAUCAAUGGAUGGCUCCUUCAUUAAUCACAGCCAUUCUUUCCCUGGCCAUGAUUACUUAGUGAUGCAUAAUCUAUACCUAAAUGUGUCUGCAUGUAUGUAUUAAGGCAUCUUACUUGCUAAUAGUGUAUCAGCCUUUCUAACUUUCUAAUAUCUUUUUCCAUGUAAGGGAAAUCAUUUACACCUUUAGGACUUGGUUCAAAAAAUUUAAAACACGAUCUAGGGUCUGAAAAAGAGAACAGUGACAAGAAAUCUUAUGUAUUGAUUCUGUUGUAUAUGGUAAGAAUACGGGUUCUCAUAAAAUGUGGAACUUAAAUGGUGGCAUGCUGGUUCCUUAAACUAGACUUGGUUAGAAGACAGAGAGAAUAUGACAGGGAAUAUGGAAAAUUAUCUAAAUCUUUCUCAAAGGGGUGCCUUUUCUUUUCUGAAAAAAUAAUUGCAUUUGUUUUGAAUGAAAGACUGUGUCAUUGAUCAAAAACCUACUUACAAAAGAAACCAACCUAGAUUAACCUAUCCUCUCGUCAUUCACUACCUCAUUGAUGUCUUAGGGUGGAUGAUCAAAGGUGCUACAAACCUCAUCUCUAAUAUGACCCUGUGUAACUAAAAAGUCAGCUUCAAUAUUGUCCUCUCCCUACAAAAACAUCACAGUAGCUAUCCAGUCCCCGGCAAGCAUCUCUCUGAUUUCCUCAAUUACAUCUUUAUAUGGAUGAAAUUCCAUAUUUUCCCUCAGAAUCAGAUUGUAACCAUGUGUGGAAUCAGUAAACACUUUCAGAUUCUUCAGCCCUUUAACCCAGCCCAUCUUGAACCCUGUUAUCUGGCUUCAAGUUCAGCAACAAUGGGUGGCACUUUUUCAAGUUUUCUGCUAAAACCAACUACCCGUUCUCCUCUAUUGUUUCACACAUCUCCGCGUGCUCUAUCUCUGUUAUGCAGAACAGACCACCAACUUCCAGCAAUGCAGCUUCUUGAUAUUCUCUUGUAGCUCUCAGAAAAAUAGUUGCAUUUUUGUGUACAGUCAUCUCUAUCUGAUGAAGGUGUGAGUUGACAUAUAGAAAGUCUAAACAACCUCUCAUGAAUUAAACGCCAAUAAGUCAAAUUAAUUUUACAGGAGAGAUUCCUCACCAAUAAUCAUGUCCAGUUUCAAUGGAGAUGUUCAUGGUCAGUUUUCAGAUCUUUUAAGGUUGUUUGAGUAUGGAGGAUACCCACCAGAAGCCAAUUAUUUGUUUCUUGGUGAUUAUGUUGAUCGUGGGAAGCAGAGCAUAGAGACAAUAUGUUUACUCCUUGCAUACAAGAUCAAAUACAAGGAGAACUUCUUUCUUCUCAGGGGAAACCACGAAUGUGCUUCCAUAAAUCGUAUAUAUGGAUUUUAUGAUGAAUGCAAGAGAAGGUUUAAUGUUCGCCUCUGGAAGACAUUUACCGACUGCUUUAAUUGUUUGCCUGUUGCUGCUCUUAUAGAUGAGAAGAUCCUUUGCAUGCAUGGUGGACUAUCUCCUGAUCUUAAAAAUUUGGAUCAGAUAAGAAAUAUUGGCCGCCCUGUUGAUGUUCCUGAUCAGGGCCUUCUCUGUGACCUGCUCUGGGCUGAUCCUGAUAAAGAUCUUGAUGGCUGGGGAGAAAAUGACCGGGGUGUCUCAUUUACAUUUGGAGCUGACAAGGUUGUUGAAUUUCUUGAAAAACAUGAUCUUGAUCUGAUUUGCAGAGCUCACCAGGUUGUUGAAGAUGGAUAUGAGUUUUUUGCAAAGCGUCAGCUAGUGACCAUAUUCUCUGCCCCAAAUUACUGUGGUGAGUUUGACAAUGCUGGUGCCAUGAUGAGUGUAGAUGACACCUUGACAUGCUCUUUCCAGAUCCUUAAAGCUUCUGACAAGAAAGGAAAAGGUGGAUUUGGAAACAGCACGCAAAGACCAGGAACUCCACCCCACAAGGGUGGGAAGGGUUGAUUAACACAACAUCCAAGCAGUAAGUCCGCUCUGGUGAGCGGGAUGGAGGCUUUGCUGUUCAUGCUGCGUCAUGAUUCGCAAGGUUUAUCGUAUGAUGGCUUCCUUCCUUAACAAACGACGAACAACUGAUGACUGACAAGGGAUAAGACCCCCCCCCCUUUUCUGCAUUUUGUUUCCUGCUUUUCUUCUAAAUGACUCCUGUCUUUCUUCUUUAAAUGUAAAAUCGAUUUUCAAACUUCAUUAGUUAACAUGCAUAGCUUAUUAUCCUUCGGAAUUUCCAUUUCAAGUUGCAUCAACUUUAGGUGGAAUUGCGCCCCAGUGCGCCUGUUUCUCAAUACAGGUCUACCAUUCAAUUGUGUUCCAUGAAUAUCAACAUAUUAAUAUAAAAUAUGUAACAAGUUAUACUA